AUGGCCGCCGAAGAAAAUGAAAAGAAAGCUUUUGAAAGUUUAGUCAGGCAAACUAGAGGAUAUGGUGGACAUGGCGGACAUGAUGGACAUCAUGGUGGCGGCGGAUAUUAUCCACAUGGCGGUCAUGGUGGUCAUGGUGGAGGUGGAUAUUAUCCAGGCGGUGGUCACCACGGUGGAGGUGGUCAUUAUCCAGGUGGUGGUCAUCAUGGUGGAAGUGGGCAUUAUCCAGGCGGUGGUCAUCAUGGUGGAGGUGGUCAUUAUCCAGGUGGUGGUCAUCAUGGUGGAGGUGGUCAUUAUCCUGGUGGUGGUCAUCAUGGUGGUCAUCAUCAUCAUGGAUAA
Molecule: messenger RNA, 339 nt
Organism: Condylostylus longicornis
Lineage: Eukaryota; Metazoa; Arthropoda; Insecta; Diptera; Dolichopodidae
Exons: 1
Coding region: 1-339 (112 amino acids)
Source: RefSeq, a predicted model, not a curated record